CCAUAUAUCUCAUUCCCUUUCUCUUUCUUACUGUCAAAAUGUUCAGAUGGAGAGGAAGCCUAAGCCUCUCCCUUGUUCUUGUGCUUGGGAGCUGCUUGGUGCAGGCCAUUAAUGGACAAGAACUCACCAGAGGGAGUUUUCCCAAAGACUUCGUCUUCGGCACUGCCUCAUCAGCUUACCAGUACGAAGGAGCAGUGAAUGAAGAUGGAAGAGGGAAAGCAGUGUGGGACACUUUUGCUCAUUCGUUCGGGAAGGUGAUAGAUUUUAGCAAUGCUGAUGUGGCAGUCGACCAAUAUCACCGAUACGAUGAAGAUAUAAAACUCAUGAAAGAUAUGGGAUUGGAUGCUUAUAGGUUUUCCAUCGCUUGGCCACGCAUUUUCCCGAAUGGAACUGGUGAGGUUAAUCAAUUAGGGAUUGAUCAUUACAACAAGCUAAUUAAUGCUUUACUAGCCAAUGGUAUCGAACCAUAUGUGACGUUGUAUCAUUGGGACCUUCCUCAAGCAUUAGCAGAUAGAAAUAACGGAUGGGUUGAUCGCCAAAUUAUACAAGACUUUGCUAUAUAUGCUGAGACAUGCUUUAAGGCAUUUGGGGACCGAGUUAAGCACUGGAUUACCUUUAAUGAGCCGCACACGUUCGCGAUCCAAGGCUACGAUGUGGGACUCCAAGCCCCUGGCCGUUGCUCGAUAUUCCUUCGGCUAUUCUGUAAAGGAGGGAAUUCAGCAACCGAGCCAUAUAUUGUCGCCCACCAUACUCUUUUAUCUCAUGCCACUGUAUCUGAUAUCUACAGGAAGAAGUAUAAGGAUGCUCAGAAUGGAUCGAUUGGCAUAGCGUUUGACGUCAUGUGGUUUGAGCCUAUGUCGAAUUCAACGGAAGAUAUUGAUGCAACACAAAGAGCACAAGACUUUCAAUUUGGAUGGUUUAUGGAUCCAUUGUUCUUUGGUGACUAUCCAAGCUCAAUGAGGACAAGAGUGGGAGACAGGUUGCCAAAGUUUUCAACAGCCGAAGCUGCUCUCGUCAAGGGGUCCUUAGAUUUUGUGGGAGUAAAUCAUUACACCACAUAUUAUGCAAAACAGAACCAAACUAAUAUGAUUGGAAUCUUGUUAAAUGAUACCAUUGCAGAUUCUGGCGCCAUCACUCUCCCCUUCAAGAAUGGAAAGCCAAUUGGAGAUAGGUCGUCUUCAAUAUGGCUUUAUAUUGUACCUGAAGGGUUAAGGAGCCUGAUGAAUUACAUCAAACAGAAGUAUGGAAACCCUCUGGUUAUUAUCACAGAGAAUGGCAUGGAUGAUUCCAACAACCCAUUUACAUCAAUUGAAGAUGCUCUCAAGGACGAUAAACGAAUCAAAUACCACAACGAUUACCUUUCGAAUUUGUCUGCUUCCAUAAGGGAAGAUGGCUGUAAUGUAAAGGGAUACUUUGCCUGGUCUCUUCUUGACAAUUGGGAAUGGGCCGCAGGAUAUACUUCACGAUUUGGCUUGUACUUUGUCGACUACAGAGACAAUCUCAAGAGAUAUCCAAAGAACUCUGUGGGCUGGUUCAAGAAAUUGCUAAAAUCUUCCUGAAGAACAGGGCAACCUGAUUGACCUACUAAAGUAUUUACAAAAUGGAUAUUGCGAUGAAAGGAAUAUGCGAAGUAGAUUGUUGGUGGCACAGGCAUAAGAAUCGUUAUCUUGUUUCAUGUUAAUUCUCAUUCAAUAAAAGUGAACUUUGAUUAUCAAUUCUAUACCAGUUUUCUAUCCCAGGAA
Messenger RNA from Zingiber officinale, 1742 nucleotides. RefSeq names its product beta-glucosidase 6-like. Lineage: Eukaryota; Viridiplantae; Streptophyta; Magnoliopsida; Zingiberales; Zingiberaceae. The record is from RefSeq and is a predicted model, not a curated record. Bases 39 to 1559 code for a protein of 506 amino acids. Gene Ontology annotation, molecular function: beta-glucosidase activity. Gene Ontology annotation, biological process: carbohydrate metabolic process. The transcript has 13 exons.